This is a messenger RNA of Vitrella brassicaformis, 1011 nucleotides long. Lineage: Eukaryota; Vitrellaceae. The record is from the annotation of a GenBank genome assembly.
GGGAGGAGCCUGUGGGUGCUGAUGAUGCAUCUCGUGGUGCUGUCAUGGAUCUGGAGGAGCCGUCUGAUCCACCUGCCGACGAUCAAGAACACCAGUCGCCGACCAACCAGAGGCCGCUGGCGUGGUUGAGGAGACAAUCGAAGGGGAAGAGGCGGCCACAUGACGGCAGUGAGGAUGACGGCAGUGCUCGCUGCCCGCCGCCACUGCCCGCCGCUGCUGGAGGCCGUCAUGAGCGUCAUGGCCGCCGUCAGCGACAAGGUGCCCUGCCAGCGCUGACGACGAGGGCCGGGGCGAGGGAGAGGGCAAUGAUGGCGAUGAGAUGGACAUGGCCGAGCAUGGCAGCGGGGCGGCGCCUGAGAAGGACGAGGAUGAAGAGCAGGAAGACGAAGACGACCGCAAAGAGCGGAAAGAAGGAAACGGAGAGGGGCAUCUGCAGGUACACACACACACACACACACACACACGUGAGUGCAUGUCUGUCUGUAUAAGUGUUGUGCUGCUUUUGUGCCUGCUAUGGUCUCUAGGUUCGUCUCGUGCCGCUGUGGCCAGGGGGAGGGCCCUCUCGACCGCUACGCCGAGGAGCGGUCGAGCGAGCUGCGUCGCCUCAACCACCACACGAGCACCUACAUCAGCUGGCACCCCGAUGGCAGAUGGCAAAUCUGCGUCCGCCACGACGGCAAAGCGCGCUACGCCGCCAUCCGCCCAAUCCUGCACCCGAGAAGCCAUCGACGGGGCCCUCGAGGAGGCCGUCGACAAGCGCAACAAAUUGCUCGAGACCAUGGGCUGCCCACCCAUCCGAUGACGCCAAUGGAGCUGAGCUGAGCUGAGCUGUCACUGGCCAUCGCCACGACAGCCCAUUGCUGCGUACAUUUUAUAUCCGUUGCCCUAUUGUUCGCACUUCACCGUCCUUCCGUGUGUCAAGGAAUUUACAUGACUGACAUGACGAGGUGCGGAGGGCGAGACACCGCAUGGACAAGACACGAAGGGUCAAGGAGAAUGUACCACGGCAAA